This is a messenger RNA of Epinephelus lanceolatus (giant grouper), 3510 nucleotides long. It is a transcript of the gene crot, whose product is annotated as carnitine O-octanoyltransferase. The record is from RefSeq and is a predicted model, not a curated record. Gene Ontology annotation, molecular function: carnitine O-octanoyltransferase activity. Gene Ontology annotation, cellular component: peroxisome. NCBI's taxonomy places the organism in Eukaryota, Metazoa, Chordata, Actinopteri, Perciformes, Serranidae.
GUUCACUGGGGUAAAGGUAGCGGCUGCUGCUGAGGAUACAAACACACCGACCGGGCUCAUUAAAUGUAUUUCUGCAGUGUGUGGAUGCAGUCAGCUAAAGUCAACACAACCUGAAGACGUCUCAGUUCCGUCCAAGGAGAAGAAAUGGAUAAUAACUUGUCAGAGACUGUGCCAGAGCGGACCUUCCAGUACCAAAACAGCCUGCCAUCCCUGCCUGUCCCAUCAGUAGAGACCAGCCUUUCAAAGUACCUGAAUGCAGUUCGUCCAUUUGCAUCUGACGAAGAGUUCAAGGCUACAGCGGAUAUUGUGAGGAAAUUUCAAGAUGGUGUUGGCAAAGAGCUUCAUCAGAAGCUACUGCAGAGAGCCAGGACAAGGAGGAACUGGCUGGAAGAAUGGUGGUUAGACACUGCUUAUCUGGAGCCACGCAUCCCCUCUCAGCUGAAUGUGAACUUUGCCGGCCCUGGGGCGUACUUAGAGCACUGCUGGCCUGCUGAAGAGGGAACUCAACUGGAGAGGGCCAGUAUCAGCACAUGGCACACACUACAGUACUGGAACCUGAUCCGCACGGAGAGGAUUCAUCCUCAGAAAGCUGGAAAAAUACCGCUGGAUAUGGACCAGUUCAGAAUGCUGUUCUGCACCUGCAAAGUACCUGGAGUAAAGAAGGACACCAUUCGUAACUACUUCAAGACAGAGAGUGAAGGUCCGUGCCCCUCCCAUUUGUUAGUGAUGUGUCGUGGACGGAUCUUCACAUUUGACGCAGUCCAUGAUGGACAAAUCCUCACUCCUCCAGAACUUCUCAGGCAGCUGAGCUAUGUGAAGCAGUGCUGUGAAGGAGAGCCGGUGGGAGAAGGAGUGGCUGCUCUCACCACAGACGAGAGGACCCGUUGGGCGCAGGCCAGGGAGCAUCUAAUAAGCAUUGACCCACAUAAUAACACCAUCUUGGAGACCAUCCAGAGCUGCCUAUUCAUCGUUUCUCUGGAUGAAGCGAAACCCUACUCCACUGCAGAGAACUACUCAAAUUUGACCGUAGAAGCCCUUGCAGGCGACCCCACCAUCCGCUGGGGUGACAAAUCAUACAAUUCACUGGUGUUCGGAAAUGGCACUUUUGCAUCCAAUUGUGAUCAUGCGCCAUAUGAUGCCAUGGCACUGGUGUCUAUGUGUUGGUAUCUGGAUCAGCAGAUCAAAGCUGCAGGAGGCAAAUGGCAGGGCUCAGAUGCAGUCAGACCUGUACCCCGUCCUGAGGAGCUGGUGUUUACUGUGGAUGAAAAAAUCCAGAGUGCUAUCAGCCACGCCAAACAGCAAUAUCUUGAGGCGGCACAGGACCUGCAGAUUGUGUGUUAUGCCUUCACAGGGUUUGGAAAAGCAGACAUCAGACAGAAGAAGUUGCAUCCAGACACCUUUGUUCAACUAGCAAUGCAGCUGGCCUACUACAGAAUUCACAAAAGGCCAGGAAGUUGUUACGAGACAGCAAUGACUCGCAAAUAUUACCACGGCAGGACGGAUACGAUGCGACCCUGCACCCAGGAGGCUGUGAACUGGUGCAAAGCCAUGAUGGACCCAACGUGUGAUGCUGACACCAAGAGGAAAGCCAUGGUGCAGGCCUUCAUGAAACACAACAAACUGAUGGGUGAAGCCCAGGAAGGAAAAGGUUUUGACAGGCAUCUCCUUGGGCUGUACCUCAUUGCUAAAGAGGAGGGUCAUCCCACUCCAGAACUCUUCACAGAUCCUCUCUAUGCAAAGAGUGGCGGUGGUGGUAACUUUGUGCUGUCGUCCAGUCUGGUGGGCUACACUACAAUCCUGGGGGCCGUGGCUCCCAUGGUGCACCACGGCUAUGGCUUUUUCUAUCGCAUCAGAGAUGACAGGAUUGUGAUCUCCAUGUCAGCAUGGAAAUCUUGCCAUGAGACGGACGCUGUGAUACUAUUCAACAACUUCUCCAGCUCCUUGCAUCAGAUGCUCCACCUGGCCACUACAUCUCAGCUAUAAGUACCCACACUGACACAUUAAUGCACACACGGUUCACAGACCCUCAGCUGAGAGCCGACAGCUACAGAUAGUCACAAUUGUUCUGAGCAAAGAUCAAUGCAAAGUUAGAGAAUCAGUACUGUUAGGUGAUAUCCACCGUCUCUGGCAUUAGGAGAAUCUAUCAACUUUUCUGUUUCAUGUAGUGAUUGAUAAACACUUUACUAUGAGUUUUUAUUUUCUGUGUAUAUGUUUUUCUUGUAUUAAUGAUUCUUGUGUAAAUUAUGUAGAAAAUGUUUAAUUUUAAAUCCUGACAGUAUUGAUCUGCCUUUAAGCUAAAAUGAUGUUAAGGCUCAAGACCUUUUUUUAUGAUGUUUGUCCUCCAGUGAGUAGAAGUUGAAGUGACACCGGUUGGGUUUCCAACCAAAUCAAGUGCAAAUUUUAACCAAAAUCAGCAAAAUAAAAUGCAAAUUUGUGCUUUUCCAUUCUAGGGGAUGAUGAAAAAGUUUGUGUAUGGAUUAAAGUUAGGUGCAACAAAAUUCAUGCCUGCAAUCAAUAAGCUGUGAAACGACCACGCAAAGUUAUUACUACUUUUACUGAAAGAUCUGUACUUCCUCCACCUCUGCAUUAGCAUAAAAUCAUGUGUGGACAGCCCCUAAAUAAACUUGAUUUCUCACCUGAAGAGCUGAUAUCCAGAGCUAUGACUCGCCAGGCUGUAUUUUUUUGGCUUUUGUCUUUGUAAUGACGGGAUAGUGGGUUGUUUAGCUGGGGAUAUUUCCUGACUCCAGCAACGAGUCUCUCCUCAUCCAUUCUUCGUCUCACAUACGAGACAACAUCACCAACAGAGUUCUCUUCAUACAACAAUGGUGAUAAGAGGAGUUGAGCUGCGAUAGAGGGAGAGAAAAAGAGCUGCUACGGGAGCCAGUAUGUACAAGCAGAGAGCGAGCGGGGGAAAAUGUAUUUAAUUUUGGGGGUGGUUAGGCUGGAAAUAGGACAGAUGGGAAGCCAGUGUAAGGAAACUAAAAAAAACCUGUUUUUAACUGUUGUUCAAACACAAUUUCCAUUGUCCAGUGAGCUCACUGUUUUUAUACAGCCAUUGUUUUCGUUCGUUUGAGGUUUGAGUGGCGCUCUUUUAGGAGGCUUUCAUAUCUUGGACCUGGGCCCCGAUCCAAGUGCAAUUGGCCCCAAACACCAGUUUGUUGGAGAAGUGUAAAUGGAUCAGGGCACUGUGUACUGUACAGUACAGGGACAGGGACAUAGUGCCCUGAUCCAUCCAACUAUACCAAAAGACAGAAGUGAAACACUAUGUAACGCGACUACAAGCAGUUUUUAACCAGUUAUAAACAGUCUCAGUGAAAUACUGAUGCCUCUAAAUCAAACAGCAGCAGAUCCGGCCUUGCUGCUCUGCUUGUUGGCACUGAUGACAGUCGUGGGGCAGCAUUGUCCAUCUUAGGCGACCUUUUCUACUUUGUAGCGCAACAAAAAUGUCACGUACAGUGGGGAGAACAAAUAUUUGAUACACUGCCGAUUUUGCAGGUUUUCCCACUUACA